Messenger RNA from Adineta steineri, 531 nucleotides. Lineage: Eukaryota; Metazoa; Rotifera; Eurotatoria; Adinetida; Adinetidae. The record is from the annotation of a GenBank genome assembly.
AUGUUUUCCAAAUUAACGUAUAAAAUUUUAUUAUGCUUGGCGUUAUUGACAGUUGUAGAUGGUUUAUUUCGACCAGCCAAGAAACCAGAUAAGAGAUGUUCGAUGCCUAGUGGUCGAUCAUGUACAGCACUAACAACUAAGCAAAUGGCAAAGCAAGGCUUAGCAGUAUAUUUUAAAUUUCCUUGCAGCGGAAUUGGAUGUCAUUUUUAUCGACCAUAUUGUCGUAUUUGUGCUAAUAAUACAAAAAAAGUGGGUAAACCAUAUGUUGCUUGUCCACCUUGUAUGGCUAAUGUAACCCCAACAACGUUACAAAAUCAAACAAAGAAUGAAUAUAAAUGUUUUAUGCCUCGUGAUCGAUCAUGUUCAUCGUUAACUCCAUCGGUAACAAAAUCUCAAGGUUUAAGAUUAUAUUAUGAAUAUCCUUGUCGUGGACUUGGAUGUGGUUUUAAACGACCAUAUUGCCGACUUUGUGUAAUAGAUCGUAUAAAAAAUCUUGCUCCCUAUCCUAAAUGUCCAGCAUGUAUGACUUAA